Anguilla anguilla (European eel) is the source of this 922-nucleotide messenger RNA. Its product is annotated as 40S ribosomal protein S3. The record is from RefSeq and is a predicted model, not a curated record. Lineage: Eukaryota; Metazoa; Chordata; Actinopteri; Anguilliformes; Anguillidae. Gene Ontology annotation, biological process: positive regulation of apoptotic signaling pathway; translation. Gene Ontology annotation, cellular component: nucleus; cytosolic small ribosomal subunit. The transcript has 7 exons. The coding region runs from base 111 to 848 and encodes 245 amino acids. Gene Ontology annotation, molecular function: RNA binding; structural constituent of ribosome.
CACUCUUACCAUUUUAAAGAAAACAACGUCAGCAAACAAACGUAUUUGCAUGAUUUCAACUUCCUGCGGAUCUAGUCAAUGGUCCUUUCGUUUCAGCUGCACGAAUCAAAAUGGCUGCGCAGAUAUCAAAGAAGAGGAAGUUCGUUUCUGACGGCAUCUUCAAAGCUGAGUUAAACGAGUUUUUGACUCGUGAGCUUGCGGAGGAUGGCUACUCUGGUGUGGAGGUUAGAGUCACCCCGACUAGAACGGAAAUCAUCAUCCUGGCCACCAGGACGCAGAAUGUCCUGGGCGAGAAGGGGCGUCGCAUUCGUGAGCUGACGGCCGUUGUCCAAAAGAGGUUUGGGUUCCUUGAGGGCAGCGUUGAGCUGUAUGCUGAAAAGGUGGCCACCAGGGGGCUGUGUGCCAUUGCGCAGGCUGAGUCUUUGCGCUACAAACUGCUGGGAGGCCUGGCUGUGCGUAGGGCGUGUUACGGAGUCCUCCGCUUCAUCAUGGAGAGCGGGGCCAAAGGCUGCGAAGUGGUGGUUUCCGGGAAGCUCAGGGGCCAGAGGGCCAAGUCCAUGAAGUUUGUUGAUGGCCUGAUGAUCCACAGCGGAGACCCUGUCAACUAUUACGUGGACACUGCCGUCCGGCACGUCCUGCUCAGACAGGGUGUGCUUGGGAUUAAGGUGAAAAUCAUGCUUCCCUGGGACCCCAGCGGUAAGAUCGGCCCCAAGAAGCCCCUCCCCGACCAUGUGAGCAUCGUGGAGCCCAAGGACGAGGUCCUCCCCACCACCCCCGUGUCUGAGCAGAAAGGGGCCAAGCCAGAGGCCCCCGUCAUGCCCCAGGGGCCACCCGUUGCCACCGCAUAAGGGUUUUCCUUAGAGAUGAACAUGGACACCCCUGGCAGUUUUCUGUAAAAAUAAAUGCAUAAAUAUUUAACGAA